ACUCUAUAGUGAAUACAAUCCGCUCCAAAUCGAAUGAACCUAAUCCAAUUGUUGACGUAUAGAUGUCGCUGUUCAAUCGGUACUUCAUCGAAAAACACGCAUACAUUCAUGCAAAACUCGUGUUUGUACACGACGCGUACGUAUUACAACUUGCAUAGAUUGAAUCAUCGACGGUGCUUUGACAGUUGUGUGAACAUGUGCGUUUCAAAAUAGUAAUCAACGAAUUGAUUCAUUUCGGCGGCACGAGAAAAAAAAUCAACAACAAAACAGAGUUUAACAAAGAAAAAAAUUUGUCAACAAAUCGAAAAUAAAAUCAAUCGUUGGGUGUGAACGGAAAAAAAAUGAGUGCAGAAAAUGUGUACACGUCGAUUGCAUGCAAUCGAACGCCACAAUCAGCUGAUUGGGGUAAAAGUGGACAAGUGAUUUUUGCGGCUUGCAAUUCGGUCGCACUUUUCGAUCCGAAUUUCAAUGGAUCGGCCAAAAUACGGCGAACAUUUGUUGAGCACACGGCCAAAGUGAACACAGUCAAAUGGAUAUCGGAGUAUGAAUUUUUGUCGGGCGCCUAUGACAAGCUGUGCAUUUUAUGGAAUAUCGAAAAUCCAAAUGCGCCGAAAAUGUGGAAAUUGGUCGGACAUGAAGCCGGUGUAACAUUUGUCGAUGCAAUUCGCGUCAAUAAUCAAUGGUUAAUUGUAACCACAUCGCUCGAUUCAACCAUAAAAUUUUGGUCAUUCUCCGCCGAUAAAAAUGAAUACGAAGUCUUUGACACGAUCAAUUUGGGAUCCGGUUUUUGUUUUGCUUUGAAAUUUGCCAUUUUACCAAAUACCAAAGAUAAGGUGCUGUUGGCUUUCUCCACCGAUCAACACAAUAUUCACUUGGUAUGCGAGCAGACGGUCGAUGGCAAACGGAAAUUUGUUAAAGUCGAUACAUUGGUGGGCCAUGAGGAUUGGGUACGUGGUUUGGAUAUUAUCACAUUGAACAAUUCGGAGUUAUUGGUGGCUUCAUCGGCACAAGAUACAUUCAUUCGGCUGUGGCGCAUUUCGGCACGUCAAAUCAUCGAACCGGUCAUUCAACGGAAAAAAGCUAGUAUUUUUACAACGAAUGAUGACAUUCAAAUUGAAGAGAGACUUUUUACGGUGAAAACGGAAACGGGGAAGUCACUGAGCUAUGCCGUGACAUUGGAGUCGGUGUUGUUGGGCCAUGAUGGAUGGGUUUACAGUGUACAUUGGUCAAAAUCAGCCGAUAAUCGCUUGCAACUACUAUCCAGCUCUAUCGAUAAGACACUCAUCAUUUGGGCCAUGCAAGAUGAUACGGGCGUUUGGAUGGAAAAAGUUCGCGUUGGUGAAGUUGGCGGUAACACACUCGGAUUUUAUGGCGGAAAAUUCUCACCAGACGCAAAGUCGAUCAUUGGACAUGGGUAUCAGGGUAGCUUUCACAUUUGGCAUCAAAGCGACAAUGAAAAUGUUUGGGUACCGGGCAUCAAUGUUGGCGGACACUUUUCUGAAGUGCGAGAUUUAUGCUGGAAUCCACUCGGUGAAUUCGUGUUGACCGUGUCAGCCGACCAAACCACACGAUGCCAUGCACCAUGGCAACGGAACGGCAAUGAAGUUACGACGUGGCAUGAAAUAGCCCGGCCUCAAAUACACGGCUACGAUAUGCAAACCAUUUGUUCGUUAGCACGAUUUAAGUUCGCCAGUGGCGCAGAAGAGAAAAUCGUUCGAACUUUCCAAGCGCCAGUCAAUUUUAUUGAAAAUUUCAAAAAGUUAAGCAGCAUUGAGAGCUCGGAACUUGAUGAAAUUAUCGAAUCUACGCCCAAAGGAGCAUCAGUUCCAUCAUUAGGACUUUCGAAUAAAGCCGUUUUCGAUGAAUCAAUACCAGUUGCUGCUGAGCAUCGUCACAUCAAAGACCAGUACCCAGACAAUUAUUUCGUUCCAGUUUCGAUGGAUUGCCCACCAACCGAGGAGACUCUAGUGCAAAAUACACUUUGGCCAGAGGUGCAAAAGUUGUACGGACAUGGUUAUGAGGUGUUUGCAUUGACUGCAACCAAUGACGGAAAGAUAUUGGCAUCGAGUUGUCGGGCAACGAAUGAAGAGCAUGCUCAAAUUAUCUUGUGGGACACGUCAACAUGGAAGCAAAUCCAAAAGCUACCAUCACAUCAGCUCACCGUAACACAGUUAAGAUUUUCACCAAAUAAUCGAUGGCUGUUGUCUGUGAGCCGAGAUCGAAGAUGGACACUAUUUGAGAAUGACAGUUCCAAUGCCGAAGAUGUCGUUUGUAAUUUCAAAUUGAUUGCAACCACUGACAAAAAGAAUGGCAUUCAUAGUCGUAUCAUUUGGACAUGUGAUUGGACACACGAUAGCAAGUUCUUUGCUACCGGGUCACGAGAUGGAAAAGUGGUUGCGUGGCAACAGACAGACAAUGAUUCCGGUACUAGUUUAAAGAACUAUAGUGCAUUAGCAACAAUGGAACUGGCCAAAACAGACUCAGUGACGGCUGUGGCAUUCGCCUCAUGUCUCGCACCAAAUAACUGUGAUUACGUGGCGGGGAUUGGACUCGAAAAUGGCCACAUUCAUAUCUGCACACUUAACACAAACUGGAACACCCUGUUUACGAUCGAUCAAACACAUGCUCAUCAUUUAACGGUGAAAAAGUUGCAAUUCCGACCGUCGGAAGAGAAUCCAUACCACUUGGCCAGCUGUGGCUUGGAUCACAUCACUCGAAUCUAUCAGCUUAAGUUGGACUAAGGCUUGUCUUACUUAGUCGGUGUGAAACCCACGUUCUGAAUAUUCAAGAAAUAUUUUUAAAUUAAAUUGUAAAUAAAACGCACAUAACAAUUGUCA
This is a messenger RNA of Sitodiplosis mosellana (orange wheat blossom midge), 2837 nucleotides long. RefSeq names its product elongator complex protein 2 (gene Elp2). Gene Ontology annotation, biological process: tRNA wobble uridine modification. Gene Ontology annotation, molecular function: protein binding. Lineage: Eukaryota; Metazoa; Arthropoda; Insecta; Diptera; Cecidomyiidae. Gene Ontology annotation, cellular component: elongator holoenzyme complex. The transcript has 6 exons. Bases 342 to 2741 code for a protein of 799 amino acids. The record is from RefSeq and is a predicted model, not a curated record.